GGAGAAAAGAGAAAAGACUCAGCUGUGACAAUCUAUCUAGUGUAUGUUGUGUGGGAGUGUAGUGUGACUGUCAAUGUCAGGAUACCAGCUCUUUUCACCGUGGACCCCACUGGACGAGAAUUUGCGAUGGCUACGGCACACAACACCUACCCUUUCAUCCAAACACCCUUUUCGGGACUCUUAUUUCUUACCACAAUCCCCUUCUGACCUUGAAGUACAAAGGUGCUUUCAGGAAGUUGCUGUUGUCUUAGACAGCCCACCGGUGGCUAGUGCAGAGAGCCCAGAGUCACCUGGCCAAGCAUCAGAGGACCAGACCACCGACAAGAAGAAACUACUGGUUAAGAAACCUGAGCCGAUCCGCCUCAUUGGAUUGGAUGCUGUCUUUGGCGGGUCUAUUACAGUCCAGCCACCUAAGUGGACUGGAACCUUCAGAGUUUCAGACACAUCAGCCUUCUCUAAAGUUGUCAGUAAGAAGCAACAGUGGCCCACAGGACUCAAGGAGCCUCAGAUUGAGAUGAUCAUGGCUAUGUGCAAGCAGAUGCUACGCUCGAUCCUCCUCCUGUAUGCCAUAUACAAAAAGUGUACCUUUGCCCUGCAGUACUCCCAGUAAUGUGCCCCCAUCUGACUCCUGUACUUCACACCACACUCUAUACCUGGAGCCUAUAAAGAUCUGUCCAUGUAAAUCAAUCUGGAACAUCAUGCUUGCUAAUUUGCUCCUCUGUCAAGAUGGGAGAAUCCAGAAGCUCCCCCCCCCACCUUUCUUUUCAGAAUCAGGGCCAAUGAGCCUGAUCAGAAAGGUCAUUUUGGCUGAACAGACAUUUAAACAUGAAACUAUCAUUGCCAUGACCGUGUGAUAAAGAACAGUUAAAUCACCCAAACCAACCAAUCUAGUGUGAACAUACUCAAGCUCCAAAGAUAACGAAGAGCUGGCAGCAGAAACGGACGAUAAAAAAGACGGGCAUGGAGUUUUCAGUGUACCAGAAGAUGAAGAGAUCAACAAUCAAAAUCUAUGUGCGGGUUAAGUGCUAUUUUGAGAUCAGCCUCCCAUCAUCAAACAUACCCUAACUGCACAACCCUACCUAAAACAAACGUGGACAAAAAUAUUAACAAAUAUUAAUCUUUACAGACUGACAAGGAUGAAAUUGGUAGCAUCUUUAAGACUGGACUUUUUAGUGAAAGACAGGAGAGUCCUCAUUUCAGCUCCCAGUGUUCAAUCACCAAUAAACUACAAUUGCUUUAUUUAGAAGGAGUUGAAAGUUUCUCAUUUCAAACUGUAAUUUAGUCCUAAAUACAGA
Molecule: messenger RNA, 1295 nt
Organism: Myodes glareolus (Bank vole)
Lineage: Eukaryota; Metazoa; Chordata; Mammalia; Rodentia; Cricetidae
Product: FANCD2 opposite strand protein-like
Source: RefSeq, a predicted model, not a curated record